AUGGCCACCUCAGAAACCAAGAAGCGGUCCAAGACCAAGGAGGCCAAGGUUGAGGUCGUCGACGAUGCUGCUUCCGUCGCCUCCUCCGCCUCCGAGGCUUCUUCCUCUUCGCCAAAGCCCUCCGAUUCCAAGAAGCGCAAGUCCAACGUCGAAGAAAUCGAAGUCGACCUCGAAGCCCCCGAGCCCCCUUCCAAGCGCGCAAAGCGUGCGUUGAAGAAGGGCAAGAAGCUCCCAACCAAGGUCGACAGCGACGAUGAGAAGGAGGCCAAGAAGAAGAAGGAGAAGGAAGACAAGGAACAAGCCGCGAAGCGCUCGGAGCAUGGUGUCUGGAUCGGCAACCUGCCGUUUUUCAUCACGGCCGAUGAGCUGCGCAAGUGGCUGAUCGCCAACUCGGGAGAGAUGAUCACUGAGGAGUCCAUCACGAGAUUACACAUGCCCACGACCAAGCAGCAGGGCAAGGAAAAGCCGAACAACAAGGGUUUCGCCUACGUCGACUUCAACGACAUUGCGCCCAAGGUCGCAGCCAUUGCGCUUACCGAAGCCGAGCUGGGCCACCGCAAGUUGCUGAUCAAGGACGCGACCUCGUUCGAGGGAAGGCCGAAGAAGGAGGCCGAGGCAGAGGAGGGCAAGACAGCAGCUGGCGGCAAGGCGGCCGCCAAGGAAGAGGUUCCCAAGAGCAGCAAGAUCUUUGUAGGCAACCUGAGUUUCAAGACGACCGACGACGAUGUGUACCAGCAUUUCGAGAAGUGCGGACAAAUUGACUGGGUCAAGGUCGCAACAUUUGAAGACUCGGGCAAGUGCAAGGGUUACGGCUGGGUUAAGUUCCGUGAGCCGGAAUCCGCGGGCUGGGCCGUCAAGGGCUUCGUCAAGAUCAAGGAGGAGAUUGAGACGGAGGAGGACUUUGUCGAGUCCAAGAAGAAGGACGAGGACGGCGACGAGGAUAUGAAGGAGGGCGAGGACGAGGAGAGCGAAGAGAAGAAGCAGAAGAAGCCAGCGGCGGACGAGCAGAAGGUCAAGACGAGAAAGUGGUGGGUAAACAAGCUGCUCGGACGCAUGCUCAAGAUUGAGCUGGCGGAGGAUGACCAGACAAGAUACAAGAAGCGGUUCGGAAAGGACGCGCCCAAGAGGAGACAGCAACAAGGCGAAGACGGCGGUGCUGCAGAGGAGACACAGACGGAGCGCAAGCCCCGCCCUGCUAAGCCCUCAUCGGAGCUCAAGGCCCAGGAUGAUAUCAUGGUUGCGAGAUUGACGGGUACGGCGGCCAAGCACACUGGUACCAAGAUUACGUUUGAUUAG
Colletotrichum truncatum is the source of this 1296-nucleotide messenger RNA. RefSeq names its product RNA recognition domain-containing protein. Lineage: Eukaryota; Fungi; Ascomycota; Sordariomycetes; Glomerellales; Glomerellaceae. The record is from RefSeq and is a predicted model, not a curated record. Gene Ontology annotation, molecular function: mRNA binding.